UGUCUGCAUUUGUUGCAUUGCAAUCCUGUCCCAUUCUCUGUCGGAAGCCUUCCAGGCUGAGCCUAGAGGGCUGCCCAAGCGAGGCGCAAGGGAAGGAGGCUGGGCUCUGUUCCUGCCUUGCCUGCCUAGCGCCAGCCCUUUCCUCUUCCUCCUGCUGGGUUUCGCUUUGCAACAGCCCUGCAAGAGCUGAGCAAGGCUUGGCGCCGCUUUCAAACCCAGGAGGCGGCCAGAGGGAUCCCAGGAUGGGCUUCUAAGGGGAGAGAAGGUGCAGGGGAUCCCUCCUCUGGCAAAGGAAGCCAGCCAGCCCCCCUCUCUGCCCCCCCAGAGCCACCUCUCCAGGGAAGAUGACGGCUCCACCAAGAAGAGCUCGAACAGCACCAAAAACAGCCAUUGCAGAAGAUGAACUGCCUUCUUUCCUACAAUUAUCUUCAGAAUCAGAAGAGGAAAAGGAUGAAGAGGAAUGGGAACCCAGAAAGAAAGCCGUGAGUAAGGCCAGGGUGCCAAAACCAAAAGUGCCCAGAGUGAGAAAAACUGCCACAACCCAGAAGAAACCAACUGUGGCUAGGAAAAGGACUAAGAAGGUAGUUGUUAAAGAAGAGCUGGCCACAUCUUUGCCUAUUAUGGAUCCUGGAAGGAAUGAAGGAGAGUUGCAGUUACAGCAACCUAAAGAAGAGAAAGAAUGGAAGCCGAGAUCUUCUCCCAAAAACCUCCCAAAGAAAACUAACAGCAUCCCACCAGGGCAUCCUGCCUGCAACCUGGGUAGUAUUGGAGGACCCUCCACAAGUACUGCAGCAUCUGAACAACAAGUGAAGUCGGAAGCACCUGAAGAAGAUUUUGCAUUUGAUGAACCUCCUUUAAAAAAAAUUAAAUCAGCAACAUGCCCUCAAGGGAAUCCUAUAAAAUAUGCAGCAAGUGCCAAAUCAGAUGAAGAAUGUAAAAUGAACUGGGACAUUGUGCAGGUCUUGUCGCAGAGGACAGGCAUCGAAGAAUGGGUGUGUGCAAACAUAAUCCGCCUCUUUAAUGAUGACAAUACUAUCCCCUUUAUUGCUCGAUAUCGCAAAGAGCUUAUCAAUAAUCUUGAGGCUGAUGCCUUGCGUGAAGUGCAGCAAACGCUGGAAGAACUAUACUCUGUAGCAAAAAAGGUCCAUGGAUCAAUACAAAAGCUUAAGAAAGAAGGAAAACUGACAGGAAGCCUUUUAACUGCUUUGCUAAACUGCAAAACCUUGGAGGAACUUGAUCAUGUGUAUGCACCGUAUAAAACUGGAAGCAAAGGGACUAAAGCACAGAGAGCCAGACAGCUGGGAUUAGAACCCGCAGCCAAUUUGCUCAUAGAGAACCCAAGAGAACUCAACCUGUUUUCAUAUGUCAAGGCAGAUGUUGAAGGACUUUCCACCAUUGAGGAUGUAAGAUCGGGAGUGCAACACAUCUUGGCUGACAUGAUAGCUAAAGACAGAGAGACGCUAGAUUUCAUCAGAGAUUUGUGCCAAAGAAAAUACAUUUGCAUUCAGUCGUCUUUGGCAAAAGGGACUGCCCAAAAAGCCAAUGAAAAAGAUGUCAACAAAUUUCAUCUCUACCAGAAUUUUUCUUGCAAUAUAAGGAACAUUCAGCAUCACCAGAUUCUAGCCAUUAACCGAGGGGAGAAUCUGAAAAUCCUGACGGUAAAGGUCAAUGUUCCUGAUCAGGUGAAGAAUGAAUUCUCUAGGUGGUGUGUAAAUAAAAGGUGGAGACCAAAAGCCUAUGCAAAGCCAGAGUUAAUGGAGCUCCUGCGUGAUUCAGUGGACGACUCGUAUAAACGCCUGAUUUAUCCACUUCUUUGCAGAGAAUUCAGGUCAAAAUUAACUUCUGAUGCAGAGAAAGAAUCUGUAAUGAUGUUUGGAAGGAACCUUCGCCAGUUACUUCUUACAAGCCCUGUGAGAGGACGAACCUUAAUGGGAGUUGAUCCUGGCUACAAACAUGGCUGCAAACUGGCCAUCGUUUCACCGACCAGUCAGAUCCUCCAUACUGAUAUUGUCUACUUACAUUCGGGUAGAGGAUUCCAUGAAGCUCAGAAGAUAAGAAAACUUCUCUUGGAUUACAAUUGUGGCACGGUUGUGAUUGGGAAUGGAACAGCUUGCAGGGAAACGGAAGCUUACUUUGCUGACUUAAUUAUGAAGAAAUACUUUGCACCAUUGGAUGUCACAUACUGCAUUACCAAUGAGGCGGGUGCAUCUAUCUACAGUGUUAGCCCAGAAGCUUGUAAAGAGAUGCCUGAUUUAGACCCCAACUUACGAAGUGCAGUUUCCAUAGCUCGACGUGUACAGGACCCAUUAGCUGAGCUAGUGAAAAUUGAGCCUAAACACAUUGGAGUUGGAAUGUACCAGCAUGAUGUAUCUCAGACCUUGCUGAAAGCAACCCUGGACAGUGUGGUGGAAGAGUGUGUCAGCUUUGUAGGAGUUGAUAUCAACAUCUGCUCAGAAAUACUAUUAAGACAUAUUGCAGGACUGAAUGCCAACAGGGCUAAAAAUAUAAUUGAAUGGCGAGAGAAGAAUGGGCCAUUUAUCAAUCGGGAGCAGAUCAAAGAUGUCAAAGGAUUGGGUCCAAAAUCCUAUCAGCAAUGUGCUGGCUUUAUCAGGGUUAACCAGGAAUACAUCAGAACAUUUUGCAGUGAGCUUGCAGCUGGGAGUCAGAAAGGAGCCACAAAUGAGAAACAGGGCAAAAAGAAAAAUAAGUCAGCAGCAAAUGUCACUUGGCAGCCAAAUCCGUUGGAUCAGACUUGCAUCCACCCAGAAUCAUAUAAUACGGCAAUGAGGUUUUUAACUCACAUCGGAGGAAAUCCCAGUGAGAUAGGAAAGCCAGAAAUGCGGCAAAAAGUGGAUGCAGUAGUUGAAAGAGAAGGGAUGGAAGGAAUAGCAAAAAGGCUGAACACAAUAGGACAAACACUACAAAUAAUUAUUGAUGGGUUGACGCAGCCUGAAGGCUUUGACAUCCGAAAAGAUUUUGACAAACCUGAUUUCAAGAGGAGCAUUGUUUGCCUUGAAGACUUAAGCAUUGGAACAGUUCUCACAGGAAGAGUUGAGAAUGCUACUCUCUUCGGUGUUUUUGUUGACAUUGGAGUUGGUAGAGCAGGAUUGAUUCCGAUCCGGAGUAUAACUGAAGACAAGCUUUCAAAAGCAAAGAAAAGGAAAAGUCUGGGCCUGGGCCCAGGAGAAAAAGUAGAAGUCAGAGUACAUGAAAUUAACAUUCCACAAUCCAGGAUAACAUUGGAUCUCAUACGUGUUUUAUGAGUAGUUUGUUGGCAUCUUUUAUCUUAAGGGCUAUCAUUCUACCAUGAAGAGCAGAAUGCAGUGUGAAAAUGAAGACCCAUUUCAGAUUCUUGGCAGUUCCUACAUUUGUUGAAAUUUGUUAAAUUACCUAAAACCUCAGUAUCAAGCCAAAAACCAUACCAAAAUCAGUAACCCUAGGAGUUCAAAAUCUUCAAAUUCCAUUUCAAACUUUGUUGUAUUUACCAGAAAUUCUUGAUUUUUACAGAUUUCUUCUCCUUAUGUCCAGGUGUUGAUUUAGUUUCUUUUCCAUGCUUGUAUUUAUGCUGUUUAAUUUUGAUCAGCAUAAUUAUGCUGGCAUACGUGGCCACAAGGGUUUAGGUGGCGGCACAGAGGCAGGGUAAAAUGGUUGUAGACACCACAACGAAAGGAACAACAGCAUAGGAAGUUGUCUCUGUCGAGAGAGAAAGCUGCCCUACUAGCUUUCCAAAUACUUAGGGCCCAGCCAGGCAACUUUCUCUACUGAUAGAACCAAAUUUCUUUUCCACGGUCUUACUCCACUGCACUCUGCUCCAAAAGGGGUCUUUUGCCAGCAUUACAAAGUUAGCAUAAGCCAGCAAGAGGAUUCCAGCCUUAAGAUAUUACUAAAUAAAAUGUUGACAAUAUAAUGCUGGAAAAUUAUAGAUAUGAAGAUGGAGGAAGUGUACAGAGCUCCAGAAAGGGUUACACCAGACAUUCCUAAAGCCUUAUGUCCUUGGCCAUUUCUCCUCAUGGGCCUCCCCUAUUUUCUUACUCAUCACCCAUGAGUAAGAAAUCUAUGAAGAGAGCUUUGGAGUUUUCACUGUGAGCAAUUUAUCUUGAUCAUAACACUUCAGACUUAGAGGUGAAGACUCACAUAUCUGAAUUCUCUUCUAUAUAAAACAGAAUAAUGUAUUGUUAACCCUCGAGAAGUCAAUUAAUUAUUGUUCCCAUCAUGCCUCACCCAUCGGCCAGGCCUAGUGCGAACUGGAAUUUAAAAUCCAGAGGUUCCAAAUUCCUGAUCGGUUCACAAACCUGAUGUAAAGUGUCCCCUGAAUAUACAAAAUUGGAUGACAGGGAGAAAGAUUCCAGCCACCUAGCUUUCACCAUGACCAGCUAGUUUUCUUUGAGGAGGGAUUGUUUUGCUUUUUUAAGGAACACUCAACAAUAUUCAUAUAAUGUAAAAUGAUAUAGUCCAAGCCUAGGUUUAUUAUCUCAUUAACUAUUAGAUAUGUCACAGUGACGAUGGGAGUUUUGCAUUUGUUCUGUGCAGAAUGUUAGCUUAUUUGCUUACAGCUAAUCUCUUACCAGUUUGGUUGUGGAUAAAAUUUUUAGCUCCACCUAGAAAGGAAUGGGUCUGUUUUGUGAUGGUACUUUAAAUGUGUUAGCUGUUCUUUAGUUUAAUUAACUUGUUUUUCUGAUUUGUAAUUUUAAAAAAUUAAACUAAACUUAAGAUUGACUGUGUGCAGGGUUAACAAGAGGAAUGAUAUCGUUCCAAACUAAAAGAAAAUAUGAAUAACCCCCCAAUUUUUAAUAUACGGUAUGUAUUUUUGAGCAAGAAAUGUAACUGUUAAUUUUUUUCCUGGUUACUAUUUUGUUACAGAACAAGGGUGUGUUCUCAUAAAAGAGAAACAUGUGGUUGAGCGGUUUCUUAAAAUAAUACCUUUUAACAAAAAAGAAAAAAAAUCAGACUUUUUCUU
Sceloporus undulatus (fence lizard) is the source of this 4957-nucleotide messenger RNA. It is a transcript of the gene SRBD1, whose product is annotated as S1 RNA binding domain 1. The record is from RefSeq and is a predicted model, not a curated record. Gene Ontology annotation, molecular function: structural constituent of ribosome; mRNA binding. The coding region runs from base 345 to 3263 and encodes 972 amino acids. Gene Ontology annotation, biological process: translation; nucleobase-containing compound metabolic process. Lineage: Eukaryota; Metazoa; Chordata; Lepidosauria; Squamata; Phrynosomatidae. The transcript has 21 exons.